AUGGACGCGGAGGAUUUCAUGGACAGCUGGCUCAUGUGGGGCAACAUCUUUUUCUUCUUCCUCGCCCUCGCCAUCACCGUGGAGGUCGAUCUCAUCCGCCUCCGCCGCAACGACGACGGCAAUAACAAGUCGGCGCACCAGUACGACAUGCUGAUCGAGAGGCUGCUGCUGCUACGACCUAAAGACGACCAAGACAACGAGCAGUGCGUCAUCUGUCUGUCGGAGAACGAGGACGAUGUCGACGGCGGCGGCGGCGAGCGGGGGAGAGGGAGGAUGCUGCCGGGGUGCGCGCACGCGUUUCACAAGGAUUGCGUCGUCAAGUGGCUGCGCAACCGCACAACAUGCCCGCUCUGCCGUUCUGACGUCGCCGUCGCCGCCGCCGCCGCCGCAGAUAACAUGGUCUGA
Molecule: messenger RNA, 405 nt
Organism: Oryza sativa Japonica Group (Japanese rice)
Lineage: Eukaryota; Viridiplantae; Streptophyta; Magnoliopsida; Poales; Poaceae
Product: putative RING-H2 finger protein ATL61
Biological process (GO): protein ubiquitination
Source: RefSeq, a predicted model, not a curated record